Messenger RNA from Rosa rugosa (rugosa rose), 1629 nucleotides. Its product is annotated as two-pore potassium channel 1-like. The transcript is spliced from 4 exons. Lineage: Eukaryota; Viridiplantae; Streptophyta; Magnoliopsida; Rosales; Rosaceae. Gene Ontology annotation, cellular component: plant-type vacuole membrane. Gene Ontology annotation, molecular function: potassium ion leak channel activity. Gene Ontology annotation, biological process: stabilization of membrane potential; potassium ion transmembrane transport. The record is from RefSeq and is a predicted model, not a curated record. Bases 197 to 1246 code for a protein of 349 amino acids.
GUCCACACUGAUCGCACACUGCCACGUUCCGCCUUUUUCUGCGAAAUCUAAGACUCUGGAAUCUGCCUUAUUCCUGAAGCACGACGACGUGAUAGUUACAAGAAGCAUUAGCGAUGGGAGUGGAACGACCACAUCGUCCAGAAAAUUAAACCUCCUACUUAUUCUGGUGUUGUAAUUUGCUGAGUCGUUCGUCGUUAUGGAUAGGAAUGGGAUUCGAGAGUCCUUGCUUCCAGGGCUCGUAGAUCCUUCACCUCAAAAAAAGACAAAGAAUGUUCCAAAGAGUAGAGGAUUUCGCCGUUGUAAAAGUGCUCCUCUUGCUGAGCAUGCACCUCUAGGGGCAAACCGCAUUGACUCAGUUCAACGCUCUGAAUCUAUUAUACACCCGAGUUUUGUUAAAGUAGCUAUAUUCUUGACUGUCUACGUAGGAUUGGGAACUAUAUGCUUCUACCUCGUCAGGCACCAGAUCGAGGGAGUGAAGACAAAUGGAAUUCUUGAUGCUGUUUAUUUCUGUAUUGUGACAAUGACUACUCUCGGAUAUGGAGACCUAGUGCCUGACAGCACUCUAGCGAAACUACUGGCCUGUGCUUUUGGCUUCACAGGAAUGGCUCUCGUUGGAUUGAUCUUGACCAAAGCAGCAGACUAUUUGGUAGAGAAACAAGAAAUAUUGCUUAUGAAAGCCUUGCAUGUGCAUCCGAAAUUUGGUCAAACUGACGUCCUUAAAGAAGUUGAGACUAAUAAUAUGAGGUACAAAUGUAUUACAGUCUUCAUCCUUCUUUUGGUACUUAUGAUUUCUGGCACGAUCUUCCUAGCUACUGUUGAGAAAUUGGACCUUGUGGAUGCAUUUUAUUGCGUUUGUUCCACUAUCACAACCCUGGGAUAUGGAGAUAAGAGCUUCUCAACUGAAGCUGGGCGUGUUUUUGCGGUUUUCUGGAUAUUGACAAGUACUAUCUGUUUAGCUCAGUUUUUGCUCUACAUUGCCGAGCUAAACACCCAGCAUAAACAAAGGGCACUGGUUAAAUUUGUUCUCACUCGUGCGAUGACCAACGUAGAUUUGGAGGCAGCCGAUCUUGAUGAUGAUGGGGUUGUUGGGGCUGCUGAGUUUGUCAUAUAUAAACUCAAAGAGAUGGGGAAGAUUAAUCAAGAAGAUAUUAGACUUGUAAUGGAGGAGUUUGAUGCUCUUGAUGUUGAUCAGUCUGGAGCCUUGUCGGUUUCAGAUCUAACACUUGCUCAAUCACCUCCUCCAUAAAGCUAACUCUGGCCUGAUGCUCUGAUGUUUCACUUGUACCUACUAGAAGCAGAGUAGCCAUACAGCAAGAAAAGUGAUAAUGGGUGGUGUGAGGUGGCAAGUUGGGAUGAUACUUCACUCCGAGUUUGGCAGGACCCUCUCAGUCGCCGUCGUCUAAUCCUACAUUAGGUUUGCAGUCUGAUCGGUGAGUAAGUUCACUGAUUUCUCCUGUUUCUGGUGAAUGGGAUUUGCAGUGCCUAGAUUCUCUUUUUCCGCCUUGAUGAGGUGUAAAUGAUUGCUUAUAUUCUUCUGAUUGUUUAGAUUCCUCCAUAUAUAGUGAUUGGACACUUUGAUAGUAAGGGUAUCUUUUUCAUCAAGAAUGCUUACAGCUUAGCUUUCAGUGA